Molecule: messenger RNA, 1112 nt
Organism: Xenopus laevis (African clawed frog)
Lineage: Eukaryota; Metazoa; Chordata; Amphibia; Anura; Pipidae
Exons: 5
Coding region: 1-642 (213 amino acids)
Source: RefSeq, a predicted model, not a curated record
AUGAACAAGCUUCUACAAGGUGUGCUUAUGGUCCUGCUGACCCUUUGUGUAGUAAUCAGAGAGCUACAUGGGGCCCCAAUGGAGGUAAAAUAUGAAAGGGUCAGUAAUUGGGAUGAAUUUAGUAACAGUCUGAAACUCUCCAAGAAGCUAUUGAAUGAGAGCCGGAACCUGAAAAUUAUCUAUGUGGAAUCAUGGUUGAAGGGGGCCCAUGUAAAUUUCUCCAGAAGCUUGGGAAACCUCCCCUUAGCCAGCAUUAAGAUCAAUGAUUGGCUCAGGCUAAAGGCAGGAGAACGUCUUAGGCUGUUGCAUGAGGGUCUACAGGUGUUUCCAGUGUAUCUGAAGAAGCUGGAGGAGUGGAAGGAGAAGGAAGAUUCUCACCUGAGUGGCGAUGGAUCUAUUCCUUUUGCUAGAAGGAUCAGUAUUGUGCAACUAGACCUUCGAGAUCUUCUGCACCAUAUCAAGAUACAGAUGUCAGUAUUUAAGGUUUCCCCUUCUGAGUCCCUAACUGUGAUGGAACCCUCUUCCGAUGGCAGUGACUGGCACAGCCGUAUUGUGAUGUUCCAGGCCCUACGAAGCAUGGAGCAGUUCCUGUUUCGGGCGGUGAGAGAGUAUACCGCAUUGCGCCACACCACCAGAGAUUAAGAGGGGGUUGGGCUGGGGAGUCACAUGCACAUUAGGCUGGUUAUCCGGCUGACCCCCUUUGAUUCCCACAAGUCCUUAUACAGACACUAUGCAAAAUUUGUACUGGGCACAGGCUGUUGGGAAGUCUGUGAUUGCUGGGAGCAAAAUGUUUUCAUGGCCCAGAUAAGGAGGCAACAUUUGCACUGCAGGGCUCCAUACAACUGAUUGGAUUCUAUAUAAAAUUACCUAGAGCUGAUACAGGAUUCUUCAUAGUGCAAACUACUACUGCAAACAUUGCAGAGCUCAUCCCAUGUUUUUACAGUCAGUACCCAUCCCUGAAAUUCCUUCUACUGCUCCAGAUCUCUUGCUCCUCCUUCUAAAAAAAACAUCCAUCAAACACCUCAUUCUUCUCUAUUAGCCCAUCCCUAUCACCCCUCCUAUUGCUCCAUAUAACCCUCCCUCUAACUCCUCCCAUUGCUCCAUAUAACCCU